AUUCAAAAAAGCUAACACAAGCAAAAAAAAUUAAAGGUUGUCUAGUUGUGUAAACAAAAAAAGAGAGAUAGAGAAAAAUGGCUAGCUUCACUGCCUCCGCUUCCACCGUCUCCGUCGCUCGUCCUGCUCUCCUUCUCAAGCCCACCGUCGCCGUCUCUGCUCCUGUUCUUGGUUUGCCUCCAAUGAGUAAGAGGAAGGGAGGAGUGAAGUGCUCGAUGGAGACCAAGCAAGGAAACGUGUCAGCCGUGGGAGCUGGAGUUUCUGCGGCGGCUACAGCAGCUUUGACGGCUGUGAUGAGCAGCCCGGCUAUGGCUUUGGUGGAUGACAGGAUGUCAACGGAGGGAACCGGCUUGCCCUUUGGUCUGAGCAACAACCUCUUGGGUUGGAUUCUUUUAGGAGUGUUUGGUUUGAUCUGGACUUUCUACUUCACCUACACUUCAUCUCUUGACGAGGAUGAAGAAUCUGGUCUUUCACUCUGAACAUGAAUUCUAGAUAUGUCCUUCAUCAGUGUU
Messenger RNA from Raphanus sativus (radish), 512 nucleotides. Its product is annotated as photosystem II reaction center W protein, chloroplastic. Gene Ontology annotation, cellular component: chloroplast; photosystem II. The transcript is spliced from 2 exons. The coding region runs from base 78 to 479 and encodes 133 amino acids. The record is from RefSeq and is a predicted model, not a curated record. NCBI's taxonomy places the organism in Eukaryota, Viridiplantae, Streptophyta, Magnoliopsida, Brassicales, Brassicaceae. Gene Ontology annotation, biological process: photosynthesis.